This is a messenger RNA of Chlamydomonas reinhardtii, 3759 nucleotides long. RefSeq lists its product as uncharacterized. The record is from RefSeq and is a predicted model, not a curated record. The transcript is spliced from 2 exons. The coding region runs from base 950 to 1132 and encodes 60 amino acids. Lineage: Eukaryota; Viridiplantae; Chlorophyta; Chlorophyceae; Chlamydomonadales; Chlamydomonadaceae.
CGUUACUUUUGCUAUGCCUGGCGCCUUUGCUGCUGCAAAACUACCGAGCCUUUCGGUCGGCAUGCCGGGUGCCCGCGCAAGCGGCUGCUGCGAGGGCUGCCCGAACACCCCGGCUGUCUGUGUCAUGUUGAGGUGUUCAGCCAUGAGGCUGACAGCAGGCGGAAGUGCGAGACGCGUUGACCUUUGAGCUUCUGGCCCCAGCGAUGACCGCGAGCGAAAGAAAAGAACUGUCCAACAGCUACGUAUAAGGCCUGAAGUUGGUUUGAGCAAGUUUGUGUUGCGCGCCAAAACGUAAGUGGGAAAAAGCGCGGUAGAGGGCUGGCCCGGGCCAGGGGUCAAAGCCGAGCGCUAGUGGGACGCAAGUGGGCGGUCGGCAUUUCCACUCGCCCUAUGCAACCCCUCGAUUUCUUCAUUGCAUUCACGCCCUGAUUAUUUCUAUCGCUAGAGACACAAUUAUAAUAUUGUUUGCAUCGAACACGGUCAGCUUUCCGCGCAAGAAUUUCAAAGUCGCGACUAAGUGGGGCCGAGUGGAAACAGCCUGUAAGGGUUCGAAUCCCUGGGCAUUAGCGUGCACAUCGCGACGGGUUCGUUUUCAGUCCACUUGGACUGAAUCCAGGGUCUGGCCAGGCUGUGGCUUUUAGCCAUGCGGACUCCUCCUUUGCGCCCGCGAGGCAGGCACAAUGUCUCAAACGGGCUGGCUCCUGCGCGCGCUCCUCAGGCGCCGCUCUUAGUGCGCGGCCUGUCCAGGGUUUCCAGGCUCGGUGCGAUUUGGGCGCCUCCGCUGAUGAAACCAAGAGCUGUCUGCCCAUAGAAGACGGCGCCUCGAGGCGGAGACCGCGGCACGACCUGCCAGCUCGGCAGCUGCUGCGACCUCUCGCGUUUGUCGUGUACGGAGCAAGGCUCCCAGAGGGGUUUUGCCAACGUCAUCGCCGGCUUCACAGCAGUAUACAUGCAUCAGGAACAAGAAACCAGCUGCUGUGGAGGUGGGCAAUGGCUCGGUACCCUGGGAGGGCUGCAUGCAGCGACGCAGCGGGGGUGGCUGCUGGGGGUGGGGUGUGCUGGCCCCGUGACCGCAAUGCCACACAGGGAAUGGCUGACACUCGUGAUCAGUCGUGCGCCAGAUUGGACGUGAACAAAGUUACUGCACGCCUGAAGCAUGCUGCUGGCUUGGUGAUUGGAGUGCCGAAGGAAUCAAAGCCACGGCCAGCAGCAUCUCUGCAUUUUUGCUUAGGCAGUCCUGUCUUUGGUCGGUUGGCUUGCUUGAUUGGGCCUCUUGUGCACAAGCACAUGCAUAUUGCCUGAAAGGGCUUGAGCCGGCGCGGGUGCAAAUGGCCUCAGGUCGCAUGGGCGGCGGGGGCAGGCACGACUGCAGCUGCGUGCGUGGUGCGGGUGAGGGCGAUGUCAUGCGCACCGCGAGAUAGAUUCCCGGUUCCAUGUGGACCGUCGGACUCGGAGCGCGCUGUGGCGGAGCUCUUUCUCUGCAUUUAUGCGCGGACAGCGGCAGUCAAUUAGGAUGCACGCGCGGCUUUGGUGGGACACGCAUUAUCGCCGACGACGGUUGCGCGGGUGUGACCUGGAUGCUCGCACAACGCACAGCCGGCAGCCUUGGCCACCGAGCUAGCGACGCUAUGAAACGCUCGGUGCAAUCCAGGAAUCGGCGUUUGCUGUUAUAAAUGGAGGCACUCUCAUUGUAAUUAGAGACUGGUUUGGUGGGUUUGCCAGGGGCCUAAACCUGAUUGGAGUGGGGGCAAGCAGGAGAGGCUUCAUCUGAAGCUGGCAAGUACCAGGCUUGCUUGUUCAUUACUCAACAUCAAUGCAUGCAUGAGAUUCCCACACUAGCACGAUGCGAUCUGCUUGGUUCGGUACGGGUUAACUCGCCGUUUCGCGCGCAUGUGGGGAAGUCAGUCAAUGUACCGGAAGGCGGUUUGGCUGAAUAAAUAUGAGCGCCCUUUGGAAAGCAGCGAAUAUGAGACGAUAGUGUUUCGUUUGUUUGCAGUGGCGCAUCAUUGCAUUUCAUGCAAUUAUUAUUGCUGGGACACAGCAUUGCCCAUGCCCGUGAUAACAGAUAUGCGGUGCGUGAGGCCCUUUAUGCCAACGCUUGCCACGCUGCAUGCCACGUCUGUACAUUUGCAUUUGUGGUGUUAUUAUGCAUCCUUGAGGCUGGCUUCGCAGGCUUGCAUGAAAACCGGACCCAUGAAGAACCCAAUGCGCAUUCUUGAAGCUUGACUGAAGAGGAAGUCUUUGGAGGCGCACGGCUGUUAGGCAGCGCUGUACACGGUAAAGUAGGGCAAUCCUGGCACGUUCGAUUUUGGACAUGCAACAGCGAGGCUGGACCUGCCAGCAAUCAAAUAAAAGGCUACAAGCUGAUAGUGGAAGAUGAAGUAAGGUGCCAACCCUAAAGACGUACCCCACAGUUUGUUUUGGCGCCAUGGGCUGGAGUGAUUCGUAUGUAUGUGCGCGCCCCCAUGAACGUUGCAAGGACCCGGCUGCGGCACAAUCGCUUUGAUGGGGGCAUACAAGGCUCUCGUGUGUGCGCUUUGGAUGGCAGGCUUGAGACGUGUGUGGGGAAGUGAGUCAGGUGGCAGUUGCGGUAAUCCUUAGCAUAUGCUUGGACUUGGAAGCCGCUACAAAACACUUGGUAGGUAGUAUGAUUCAACGUUGAAAGCCCAGGUGGGCCGGCCUAACAUGGCUACAAAUAAAUCAUGCAUUCUUAUUUCUUGUCUGGGUCUCACGCGCUUUGAGUGGGUUCCUGCAGAGGCAGCUCCGUUUGGGCCUCUUUGUUGACAAUCCAGGGUUGUCUAUAAUGAAGAGACUGGCAAAGUGGCAAACCACAUCACCCCCUUUUACCUGUUACCGUACUUUCCAUUUCAAUCCUUCCUAAAUCCUGUGUUUCGGUGGGCAUGGGACGCAGCGUCUGCGUGGCGCCAACCCGGUGAGACCCGUGUGUGCGUGUGUGUGUGUGUGUGUGUGUGUGUGUGUGUGUGUGUGUGUGUGUGUGUGUGUGUGUGUGUGUGUGUGUGUGUGUGUGUGUCGGCGUGGUGCCUGUGUGGGUCAGAAAGCGAGGCAGCUGAGGACGCAGCAGAGGAGGGCCGACUGCACUGGGUAGUGUGGCACGGAGCGACAGGACGCGGGGUUUGGGUCGUCACCAAAGAUUUGGGGUCGUCUGGUUAUGGUGUCCGAUGAUGCAAAAGGUGAAUUUGGGUGCCGCGGGCUGGUACGUGUGUGUGUGCGGUUCUUCGCCUCAGUGCAGACGGACGCGCUCCUUGCGUCCGUUCCUGCAGUUUCCUGGCUGGGCUUACGAUAGGUCCUGCGGCUCGCGACAGCCUUGUGCACUGCGCCCGGGCACUGCGGUGGGGCGGCGUGGUGUGGUGUGGUGUGGUGUGGUGUGGUGUGGUGUGGUGUGGUGUGGUGUGGUGUGGUGUGGUGUGGUGUGGGGCGGGGCGGGGCGGGGCAACCGAGGACUGCCGGGUUGAGAUCAUCUCACGUGCAUGCGUGUGUGCAUGGAGAACGUCAGACGGUAAGAGCUGGCUUACCACAAGGUGUUUGGGUUUGCACAGAUGCGAUGUGGCAAAGAGCAUUUCAUCCAUUGCGAGGGCUGCAGCUACAUUGAUGAGUGAGAGGUGGUCGUGCGGCACUGUGCAGUACGUGUUUGGGGAAUGAACGGGGGAGCCGCACGCGCGCGCCGCGUGGAUCAGGCGGGCGGGCAGAAACACGCGCUGCCCAUCCGAUCCGGUAUUGAAGCUGUAGUGAUGAGUAGCG